This is a messenger RNA of Cladocopium goreaui, 1701 nucleotides long. The record is from the annotation of a GenBank genome assembly. NCBI's taxonomy places the organism in Eukaryota, Dinophyceae, Suessiales, Symbiodiniaceae.
AUGGCCGGAUGCGCCAGAGGAAGCUUCUUUGUCCAAAAGUUGCGUGGUUGGGAUGGUGUGCCUAGGGAAGGUGAUUCACAAAAGCCGAAGUUGGCAAAAGCACCAGCAUCAGAAGCCUUGCAGGCCAGCACAAGCCCGCAGAGGGGACCUGACCGUUGCAGUCUUGCCCAACGGCUGGCAGCAGGAAGGACGUUGGAGCUGCUGACAACACUGAUGGUAGUGCAUUUCCUGAAGAUCUGUGCUGCCAAAGUCACACAGUUGCAGCCCAGAGGAGGUCUCUUUGCUUUCCGGGACGAUCAGCCGGUGUUCAUUCUGAGUGUAUGGACAAGCAGAAAAAUUACUUUGGCUGAUGUGGUUCCAUUGAAGCAGGCAACUUUUCAAGGACGAACCGUCCUCAAAGCCAAAUACACAGAGACCCGCACAUGCAGAUGGAGUGAGCUCAAAGAUGUUGGCUUACAUUUCCAGGUUGCCAACUGUGCGAAUGAUCGCCGUGGAGCGAGCUUGCUGUUCCAGAAGCAACCGGGGGAAACACAAGGAGAUCAAGGCAGAGCUUUGCGCGAGAAUGCAGCUUUGGCAGCUCUCUGGCAGGCUGGCAAUGCAGAGCUAGGUUUGGCCACUUCAUGCACAGUUGAUCACUCGGUGCGAUCCGUUCUGCCACGUUUGCAGGCGCACCUGGCCGAACGAGCUGCUUCAGGUAUUACCCAUCACGCGGCCCCACGCGCAGAUGAGAGCCGUUCCUUUUGGAUUCUGGACCUGCCAUUGCCAGUGCAAGUGGAUGGUCGCCGCCAUCGCUGCCAUACGUGCGCGCACUUGCGCAUCUUCGACAACUGCACCGUGGAGACACAUGAUGUUGUUGCAGCCUAUCCUGACCUGCGGGCUUUGGUGGAGCAAAUCUGUGGCAAUGCUCUUUCCCUCAAUGUAGCUGGGCGCAUGAAAGAAUUUUGCAGUGCAGUGCCCAAAUCUGUAUCCAUCCGCUCCAUUCUCAUGGCAGCAUUGGAAGAUUACACCAAGGCAGCUUCACGCGAGAUGCAGCGGCUCAUCAAUGUGUACAGUGGUUCAGUGAUCAGAGGAGAUGGAAACCAGGAUGUAGCAAAAAGGAUUACAAUGUAUGAUGAAGCAAGUCAGAAAACACACCCAUAUACGGUGCUCCUAGCUUGGGUCACGGUAGACGGGGCCUUGUUUCAGCCUGUAACAGCAGCUGAAACAGAAGACUGGGUCGACUUGCAACCUGAUCUGGAUGCUGUGGUAACCAACCUGAAACAGGACAGGCUGGCAUCAGGCCUGUCCUUAGCUGAGGCAGCCCCAGUAAGUGCAGCGAGUCCAGAUGCCCCAUGCCUCAUUGCUGAUCACAAAGACAUCCUGCAGCGGUUGUCCUUGAAACCAAGGGUGGCAGAAGAUGUUCCACCUGUGCUCUCUGAGCCAGGUCUUUUCCUUGAGCUUGAAGAGGAGGGUGUGACCUUAGCUGCAGCCUUUGGCUUCACAGAGAAUGUAUGCUUUGAAUGUGCUGACACCUGGUUGCAGCUGGAUGCUCUGGAAUUUGACCCUCCAAGGCGGUCUGGAGAUGGCAGCGGCCGGGCAGAUGUGCAGCGGAUUCGCUUGCUCUACAAGCCUGAUUUACACGGAGAUGAUGGGCUCGUUAUAGUUUCCUCUGACGAGGAGGAUGUCAUCUCCCCGCAGCAUGCUCCACCAGACGUGCAUUAG